UAUCGGCAUUAGCCAAUUUUUGUCACUAUAAAUUACGGUGAUUUUCCCAAUGUUUUAGUCGGUCCUUGUUUGAAAGCUAUUGUAAAAUAAAUUUGGUAUUUGUAAGUAAAAGAAGAAGAGAAAACAAAGGAGAUUUUGCCAUGGCUGAAGAAACUGGAUGUUGCAAGGCUGCAGGACCAGGAUAUGGGACUCCAUUGGAAGCCAUGUCUGGUCCUAGAGAAGCUCUAAUUUAUGUUACUUGUGUUUAUACUGGAACUGGAAGAGAGAAGCCUGAUUUUCUGGCGACAGUUGAUGUAGAUCCAAACUCACCUACUUAUUCUAAAGUUAUACACAGGCUAUCUGUGCCAUAUAUAGGUGAUGAACUGCAUCACUCAGGGUGGAAUGCAUGCAGCUCUUGCCAUGGAGAUCCAUCAGCAGAACGACGUUUUCUGAUCCUGCCUUCAUUGGUAUCUGGUCGUAUCUAUGUGAUCGACACACAGAAGAAUCCCAAGGCUCCCUUGUUGCAUAAAGUGGUGCAGCCUGAGGAUAUCAUUAAGAAGACAGGCCUAGCAUAUCCGCACACAUCCCACUGCCUUGCCUCUGGAGAUAUAAUGGUGUCUUGUCUUGGUGACAAAGAUGGAAAUGCAGAAGGAAAUGGAUUUCUUCUCCUUGAUUCCGAAUUUAAUGUGAAAGGAAGGUGGGAGAAACCGGGGCAUAGUCCUCUGUUUGGCUAUGACUUUUGGUACCAACCUCGACAUAAAACAAUGAUCAGCUCAUCGUGGGGUGCUCCUGCAGCCUUCACCAAAGGUUUCAACCUUCAGCAUGUUGCAGAUGGUCUGUAUGGGAGACAUCUGUUUGUGUACAGCUGGCCUGAUGGUGAAUUGAAACAAACAUUGGAUCUUGGUGACACUGGUCUCAUACCCUUAGAGAUAAGAUUCCUGCAUGAUCCCUCUAAAGAUACAGGGUAUGUUGCGUGUGGCUUGACAAGUAACAUGGUACGGUUUUUCAAAACCCAAGAUGGAUCAUGGAGCCAUGAGGUAGCAAUCUCAGUGAAACCAUUGAAGGUGCAAAACUGGAUUCUUCCAGAAAUGCCUGGACUUAUAACGGACUUUCUAAUCUCUCUUGAUGAUCGUUUUCUGUAUUUUGCCAACUGGCUUCAUGGAGAUGUCCGACAAUAUAACAUUGAGGACCCUAAAAAUCCAGUCUUGGCUGGCCAAGUAUGGGUUGGAGGGCUGCUUCAAAACGGUAGCCCUGUAAUGGCUGUGACAGAGGAUGGUAAAACGUGGCAAUCCAAUGUUCCUGAGAUCCAGGGACGUCGUCUGAGAGGGGGACCCCAGAUGAUCCAGUUGAGCUUAGAUGGGAAGCGGCUAUAUGUCACCAACUCGCUAUUCAGCACAUGGGAUCGUCAAUUCUAUCCUGAACUUCUAGAGAAGGGUUCCCACAUGCUACAGAUUGAUGUUGACACUGAGAUAGGUGGUCUUAAAAUAAACCCAAACUUUUUUGUUGACUUUGGAGCUGAACCUGAUGGUCCUUCCCUGGCCCAUGAGAUGAGAUAUCCAGGUGGUGACUGCACUUCAGAUAUUUGGAUUUAAGCAUCUGAACCAAUUUAGCUGUGAUGAAUCAUCCUUUAACGUAAUAGGACCAAUAAUAAUAAUCAAUGCAAUUUUUAGAUUUCAGUGAGAACGUUGUUGAGGCAGGUUCAUCUUGGAUGAGAUAAUGUAAUAUCAUCACAUCAAUGUGAAACAAUAAACAGCUGAAAGUAGUCAAUAAAGAGUCCAAAUUGCAUUAAUUACUUCAUGCCAGUGGCAUUUUCAAGGGAACAUGAUUUGUGAAAGUAAUCAUCACAUUAAUUGCUUUUCUAUUGCUCUUAGAGUGCAUGGUAUCUGUGCUUACAGGUUUGUAACUUCCAGAAGAACAGAGUACUACUUUUCUGAUUUCUAGAUCAGUAGUUGCUCAGG
This is a messenger RNA of Durio zibethinus, 1937 nucleotides long. RefSeq names its product selenium-binding protein 1-like. The record is from RefSeq and is a predicted model, not a curated record. Gene Ontology annotation, molecular function: selenium binding; protein binding. Lineage: Eukaryota; Viridiplantae; Streptophyta; Magnoliopsida; Malvales; Malvaceae.